GCUGGGCCGUGGUCGGUUCCCGGUUUUCUCGUCUCCGAGUUUCCUCAUGAGGUUCUCUGUGUGAGGAGGGGUAGGGGACACUGUGGUCCCAGCCCUCUUCGCACCAUGCCUGCCGGCGUCCCUUGGCCCACCUACUUGAAGACGCUGGCGGCCAGCAUGCUGGCUAUGUUUGCCGGCGCUGAGGUCGUGCACAGGUACUACAGGCCUGACCUUAGUAUACCUGAAAUACCUCCUAAGCCUGGAGAGCUGAAAACGGAACUGUUGGGUCUAAAAGCACGAUCAGACGAAGUUCAGACUUCGCAACAGUGACCAGAAUUUACUUACAUUGUGAGAAGUGGAACUGGUAAAAUAUUUGCUCAACUGCUUCAGCUGCAGAAAUCCAGAUGUGAAUUACUGUACUCCCUUAGUACUUUUUUUUGUGCUUAAAGUAAACAUACAAUGAAUGCUGUUAA
Molecule: messenger RNA, 452 nt
Organism: Dryobates pubescens (Downy woodpecker)
Lineage: Eukaryota; Metazoa; Chordata; Aves; Piciformes; Picidae
Gene: CUNH12orf73
Product: chromosome unknown C12orf73 homolog
Exons: 2
Coding region: 106-309 (67 amino acids)
Biological process (GO): mitochondrial respiratory chain complex III assembly
Cellular component (GO): mitochondrion
Source: RefSeq, a predicted model, not a curated record